AGUGGCUAUCUGGUGGCAGAUAUGUGUCUUUGCAUAGAGAUGACAGUCAUGCUUUUAAGCACGUAUCUGCUCUCCAGACCAAAAUAUACAAUACCGACAGAGCUGACAUUUUGAGACUCGAUUCCGUGAAGCUUGAAUUUAACCUCUAAGAGCAAACGUGAACAUGUGGCCACAUAGUUGUUUCCUGCAUUUAAAGGGCGUUCUACAUAAAUACAGUUAAAAUGCUCCACAGCAAGCAAAUCAGAGUACUGGUGCUCAAUGACAUGGAGAAGCUUGACCGGGCCUUGUUCCGCCUUGACAAAGGCUACGAGCUCCAGUUUCGCCUGGGGCCGACACUGCAGGGGAAGAACGUGAACGUCUACACCAACUACCCGGUCAUGGGAGAGCCGUUCGACCGACACAAGUUUCGUCUCCUGGAGUGGAUCAACCCCACCGGGAAGGAGGACGACUCUGAUAAGUUUUGUAAACUCGACCUGCAGGUGGCAGGAUCUUAUCAGUAUUACUUUGGCCACAGUGACAAUGAAAAGAAUGGCAGCGGUUACAUCGUGGUCGACCCGGUGCUGCGAGUCGGGGCUGACAACCACAUCCUCCCCCUGGACUGCAUCACCAUCCAGACCUACCUUGCCAAAUGCCUGGGACCCCUGGAUGAGUGGCGUGAUAGGCUUCUAGUGGCUAAGGAAUCUGGUUACAACAUGGUUCACUUCACACCCCUGCAGAAACUGGGUCUGUCACGAUCGUGCUACUCCCUAGCGGACCAGCUGGAGCUUAACCCAGAGUUCUCCCCCCCCGGGAGGCAAUAUACCUGGACAGACGUGGGGAACUUAGUAGAGACCAUGAAGAAAGAGUGGAACAUGCUGUGUAUCACUGACGUGGUCUACAAUCACACCGCUGCGAACAGUAAGUGGAUCCAGGAUCACCCUGAGUGCGGUUACAACCUGGUCAACUCCCCGCACCUGAAGCCGGCCUGGGUGCUGGACCGGGCUCUAUGGCACUUCAACUGCGAGGUGGCAGACGGGAAGUACACCUCCGCGGGGCUCCCCCCACUCAUGCAGGGCGACCGGCAUCUCGCUGCGAUCCGGGCCAUCCUGUGGCAGGAGGUCUUUCCCAGUGUUAAGCUGUGGGAAUUCUUCCAGGUGGAUGUGGAGAAAGCUGUACAGCAGUUCCGGACCCUUCUCCAAAGUGGCAAAGCAGCUAAAUGCAAAGCUGAUAGUAAACAGCAGCUGAGGAUUAUCCAGGAUCCUCAAUUCAGGCGCUAUGGCAACACAGUGGACAUGAACACGGCUCUCAUCAGCUUCAUGCCGCAUGGAGACAGCGCUUCUGCUAUUGAAGAAUGCUGUACGUGGCUGAGAAACAGGCUGAAGGAGAUAAACGACGAGCAAUUCAAGGAUAUGCAGUGUCACCAGGAGCAGGCCGCGAACUGCAUUGUGGGAAAUGUGGUUUAUGAAAGGAUCGCUGAUCAUGGACCCAAGCUGGGCCCUGUCUCACGUAAAGAUCCCAUGGUUACACGGUACUUUACUUUCCCGUUUGAGGAGACGUCCUUGGAAGGGGACCUGCAGCUGAUGCAGCAGCCGGACAAAGCGUGCCACUUCCUAGCACACAACGGCUGGGUGAUGGGAGACGACCCCCUGAGGAAUUUUGCAGAGCCAGGGUCCAAUGUCUACCUCCGGAGGGAGCUGAUCUGCUGGGGCGACAGCGUUAAGCUCCGUUACGGCAGCAAGCCGGAGGACUGUCCCUACCUGUGGGCCCACAUGAAGAAGUACACAGAGAUCACGGCCAGACACUUCUGCGGCGUGCGACUGGACAACUGCCACUCCACCCCGCUCCACGUGGCUGAGGCGAUGCUGGCUGCGGCCAGGGCGGUCAGACCCAAUCUGUAUGUGAUAGCCGAGCUCUUUACAGGCAGUGAGCUGAUUGACAAUGUCUUUGUAAACAGACUGGGGAUAACCAGUCUUAUUCGAGAGGCCAUGAGCGCCGGCGACAGUCACGAAGAGGGUCGGCUGGUGUACCGCUUUGGGGGCGAGCCUGUGGGCGCCUUGGUGCAGCCCAGCCUCCGUCCGCUGGUUCCGGGCAUCGCUCACGCCAUGUUCCUGGACGUCACCCAUGACAACGAGUGCCCCAUUCAGGUGCGUUCGGUAUACGACUCUCUCCCGAGCUCGGCAGUCGUCUCCAUGGCCUGCUGUGCCACUGGAAGCACUCGGGGCUACGAUGAGCUUGUACCCCACCAGAUCUCCGUGGUGAAGGAGGAGCGCUUGUACCCAAAGUGGAACCCCCAGACCAGGCCCUCAUCUCCGGGGGAGGUGAACCUCCAGAGCGGGAUUAUUGCCGGCAAGCUGGCACUGAACCGGCUACACCAGGAGCUGGCAGCCAAGGGCUUUAUCCAGGUGUACGUGGACCAGGUGGACGAGGACAUCGUGGCCGUCACACGGCACUGCCCCAGCACGCACCAAUCGGUGGUGGCGGUGUCCCGCACCGCCUUCCGAAACCCCAAGACCACUCACUACAGGGACGAAGUUCCACCCAUGUUUAUUCCCGGUAAGAUCGAGGAGAUUGUUCUGGAAGCCCGCACUGUGGAAAGGAGCGCGGGGCCGUACCGGAAAGACGGGGGGAGCAUUAACGGCCUGCCUGAAUACACAGUGGAGAUUAAGGAGCACAUCCAGCUGGACGAGAGCGGCAUCGUCAGGCAGGCCAGCGUGACGUCCAAGGGCCGCAGUGAGUUCGUGCAGGAGAUCACCUUCGAGAAGCUGACCCCAGGAAGCGUCAUCGUCUUCAGGGUUAGCCUGGACCAGAAGGCCCAAGAGAUCGUGUCCUCUCUGCGGAGCCACCUCAUCCAGUUCAGCCCCCAUUACAAAUCAGGGAGCCUCCCUGACGACAGAGCUCCAGCUAUACUUAAGAUGCCAUUGACAUCCAUCAUGUCUAAGCUGACGUUGGCGGACAUGAACAUGCUGCUGUUUCGCUGUGAUGCUGAGGAGCAGGAAGAUGGCGGGGGCUGUUACAGCAUUCCUUCCUGGAUGGCGCUAAAAUACGGUGGCCUACAAGGUCUUAUUUCAGUGCUGGCAGAAAUACGUCCCAAAAACGAUUUGGGACACCCCUUCUGUGACAAUCUGAGGCAAGGCGACUGGAUGAUCGACUACGUGAGCAACCGCUUAGUGUCCCGUGGGGGCAAUCUGGCAGAGGUUGGCAGGUGGUUCCAGGCGAUGUUCGAUUACCUCAAGCAUGUCCCACGUUAUCUGAUUCCCUGCUACUUUGACGCCAUCCUUGUUGGGGCCUACAGCACUGCAUUGGAUGAAACGUUUAAGAAAAUGUCGAGCUUUGUGCAGAACGGAUCUACAUUCGUGAAGCUGCUGGCCCUGGGCUCAGUGCAGAUGUGUGGGGUGGGUCGCUUCCCAGCUCUGCCACCCCUGUCCCCAGCUCUGCAGGACGUGCCCUACCGCAUCAGUGACAUCACCAAAGAGAAGGAGCAGUGCUGCGUCUCGCUGGCCGCAGGUCUGCCUCACUUCUCCUCUGGGAUCUUCCGCUCCUGGGGCCGGGACACUUUCAUCGCUCUGCGUGGUGUGAUGCUCAUUACCGGCCGGCACCUGGAGGCCAGAAACGUCAUUUUGGCAUUUGCCGGGACCCUGCGUCACGGCCUGAUCCCCAACCUGCUGGGACAGGGUGUCAGUGCCCGUUUUAACUGCCGAGAUGCCGUGUGGUGGUGGCUGCAGUGCAUCCAGGACUACUGUGUCUGCGUGCCCAGUGGUACAGACAUCCUCACCUGCCCCGUGUCCCGGAUGUACUCCGACGACAACUCGCAGCCCCAAGCCACUGGAGCCGUGGACCAGCCUCUGUGCGACGUCAUGCAAGAGGCCAUGCAGCGUCACAUGCAGGGAAUUGAGUUUCGGGAGCGAAACGCAGGACCGCAGAUCGAUCGCAACAUGAGGGAUGAAGGGUUCAAUAUCAUGGCCAAGGUUGACUGCAAAACGGGCUUUGUGUCGGGCGGGAAUCGAUUCAAUUGCGGGACGUGGAUGGACAAGAUGGGAGAGAGCGAACGAGCUCGGAACAAAGGGAUUCCCGCCACUCCCAGGGAUGGGUCAGCGGUAGAGAUCGUGGGUCUCAGUAAGUCUGCGGUGCGCUGGCUAGCAGAGCUGCACAAGCAGGGGCUGUACCCCUAUGCUGGGGUCACCAUCCACACGGAGGGCAAGCAGCUCUCCGUGUCAUAUGAGGACUGGAAUAACCAGAUCCAGGCCAACUUCGAGAAGCUGUUCUACGUGUCACAUGACCCUGCAGACCCCAAUGAGAAACACCCAGAGCUUGUCCAUAAGAGAGGCAUCUACAAGGACAGCACUGGAGCCUCUAGCCCCUGGUGUGACUACCAGCUCAGGCCCAAUUUCCCCAUUGCCAUGGUGGUGGCCCCUGAGAUGUUCACAGUGGAGAGAGCCUGGGAAGCUCUUGAGAUUGUGGAGAAAAAGUUACUUGGACCUUUGGGAAUGAAGACCCUGGACCCAGACGACAUGGUUUAUUGUGGUGAUUAUGACAACGCCCUUGACAACGACAACUACAACACCGCAAAAGGCUUCAACUACCACCAAGGGCCUGAAUGGCUUUGGCCAGUUGGGUACUUCCUACGUGCAAAGAUUCAUUUUGCCAGGAAACUGGGGAAAGACACCUACGAAAGGACCGUGUACCUGGUCAAGAAUGUUCUCUCUCGGCAUUACGUUCACCUAGAGAGAUCUUCCUGGAAGGGUCUACCAGAAUUGACCAAUGCCAACGGCCAGCACUGUCCCUUCAGCUGUGAAUCCCAGGCCUGGUCCAUCGCCACCAUUCUGGAGGUCCUUCAUGACCUGUAAGACUCCACCCAUUUCAAGCCUUUGCUCGAUUGUGGGCGGGGCCUCACCGGCAUCAGUCUUCCAGAUUUCAAUUAAGGGCAAUCGUGCCCCAGGAUUUAUUUUUCCCACGCCAGCACUUUCUGGAUUCAAAUUAUAUUUUAGGCAAACAAAGUUUCUACAGAAUUUUAGUUUACAGUCUAUGGAAUAUUUAGUAUUAGUGCCACUAAUAAGAGUUUAAAGAUCAUGCCUGUCACUUUUAAGUCAUGGGCUGCCUUCAAAACACAUCACAAAACCACAAAUCAAGAUGAAGUCCAUUAACCCAUUUCAUCACGUGUCUGUGUUUAGUGAGAGCUUGCACUUUGCUAUGAUUUGGUUUGAGCAGUUGUAGCAUUUCAGGUAUAAAAUGCCUGUAGUGUUAUCAGUAUACUUGGCAGAUUGCUGUGUCACAUUAAAAUAGUGUCGUUGCUGUUGGUCUCUCACCUCAUGCUCUGUAUUCGCGUCACAUUAAGCUGUAUUUCAUACUAUGAAAUAAAUGGGAAUGGAAACACCAAAUGAGUAAAUGAAUUUAAACAUCGUAGGACGUGAUCUCAAAGUACAUAAUGUCACCAUGGUUUGGAGAAACUACUACUGCUGAUCACUUGUCUGGGGGGGGUGGGGGAAUGAGGAAUAAUCUGAAAUGGCAGGAUUGCUUAGAGUGGUGCUGACCCACUGCUGGAAUCUGAAUCCGGGACACUCAGUCGAUUCCAGAACAUGCUUACUACAUGGUUAGUCGUUUUAUUCAUAGGCAUAUUCAUUUAAGAGAAAUAUACUCUCUAUGUACACUAGUUAGAGAAGUUGUUUACUUCCAAGGCUAUAUGACGGUUUCCUGUAAGAAACCCACAAAUCUUAUGUAAUCUGAGCCUCUGUGUGCCCCCCACCCCCCCCAUGCUUCUCAGCACAGUCACUGUGUUUUAAACUUGUGGCUGGGUGCUCUCCCUCCCUCCUCUGCCACAGCUCCGCUUUAUUAGAAAAUGCAGCGCUUGAAAUAUUGUACCCCUUCCAGCUGGCCGGAUCAUGAAGCAAUUAAGCCGGACUUCAGAAACAUAGACAGGAAAAUAAAUGGCCCGUAUACACAAAAACAAAUGCAUGAAUUUCUUACUGGCAUCUCAAUUCUCCCUACAAGCGACUAAAAAAAAUCCAAAGACCGACUAGAUUUGGUUUUAAUGGUUAUACAUUUCAGAUGUUUAUAACAGGCUACAGUGCUGUAUUAAUGCUGUUGUACUGGUGUUAUUGUAAUUUUAAAUAAAGAGGAAUAAACAAAAAUA
Molecule: messenger RNA, 6106 nt
Organism: Brienomyrus brachyistius
Lineage: Eukaryota; Metazoa; Chordata; Actinopteri; Osteoglossiformes; Mormyridae
Gene: agla
Product: amylo-alpha-1, 6-glucosidase, 4-alpha-glucanotransferase a
Exons: 34
Coding region: 222-4823 (1533 amino acids)
Biological process (GO): glycogen biosynthetic process; glycogen catabolic process
Molecular function (GO): amylo-alpha-1,6-glucosidase activity; 4-alpha-glucanotransferase activity
Source: RefSeq, a predicted model, not a curated record